AUCAAAAAAAUACUUUUGAUACUUAAGUACAAAAAAUAUCACAUACUUUUUAAACUUACUCAAGUAAUAUUCUAAACAGUGACUUUAACUUCUACCAAAGUCAUUUUCUGGUAAGAUAUCUAUACUUUUACUCAAGUAUGGCUUUCAAGUACUUUAUCCACCACUGCUGUAAUUUAAUUACUUUUCUCUUGAAAAGUAAAGUAAGGGAUUACUCUUAAUUGUUCUGUAAUUUAACGGUUACUUCUGCUAAUAUUAAAUAGUGUGUACAAACAAUAGUGGAUUUAGCAUCAAAAUUUAAAAUCUAAUGUUAAAAUGUAUGUUUUCAAUGUAACCGUCUUUAAAUACUUUUGUCAGAUCAACAAUAACUUAUGCAAUUUUAUAUUAUUUAUUUGAAAGAAUUAAAAAAACAGUUUCAUGUCUAUCCUUGUAUUGUUCACAUGGUCGAUGUUGAUAUUGGAUUUAAAAAAGAAAUGAGUAAUAAGUAAUGCAAACAUUUUUAGAGAGAGUAAUUAGUACAGUAAUCUAAUUACACUGUUGAAGAUGUAAUUAGUAGCUAGUUACUUUUUAGAGGAAUGUACUGAUUAUAUAGCGCUUUAUACAAUACAGAUUGUUUCAAUGCAGCUUUACAGUGUUAAACAGGAAAAUAAUGAUCAGCGACUGAAACAGAGUUCAAUUCUGCUGUAAAGCAGCUCUAAAAAGACAAUAGUGUCAUUGUUCAGCUGAAGUCUGUUCAGUGUUGAUUCAGUUCAGUUCAAUAACUGUGUAAAGAUUAUCAAUUAUUAAAUGAGUUCAAUUCAGCUGCAGCUCUGUGGAAAACAGUGAUAUCAUCAUCCAGCUCCAUUCAGUUCUCAUCCAAUAGUGCCAGUGCAAUCAAAUCAAUAAUAUUGCUGAAUAUUAAGUGUCUCCAACUUAAGCCAGAGGUGACAGUGGCAAGAACCCAAACUCUAUCACAGAAAUGGAGAAAAAAUCUUGGGAGAAACCAGGACCAGUCAGGGGGAGCAGUUCUCCUCUGGCCAAACGAACCAACAUGGUGUGAUUAUGAUUGAGGCAGCAUUACAAGUCAGAUUGUGGAUUGAUAUCAUUCAGUGUCCACAGAAUAAUAUAGGGUUCAUAGAUAAUAGGAACGUUUUUGAGGCAGACCUGACUUGAUAAAAAGAGAUUGUCUCCAUCCUUCUUGUAGGUAGUGCCACUCUUCUCUCUAGUUACAAUUUAUUUAGUUGGUUAGCAGACACAAUGUGAUUUACAAAUUAAUAAAAACAUAAGCAAUUUUACUGAAAAAUUUACUGAUGAUAACCGAUGUAUCUUCUGGCUCAAUUUUGCUCAAUUUUGUUAAAGCCACACCAGUUCAUUUGUGUGUGUAUAAUAGUGUGUUGAGUGGGUGUGUCUCUUUUGUACUGUUGAUGUUUUAGAGUGUAACUCCUUCCUUGGUGUCGGUGUUUUUACUGCAUUGUGGCUGAAUUAUUGAUUUUAUUUCACGCAUUUUCAAAAACUUCCUUUGUGUUACAGUCUUACUAUAGUUCACUCAUGUGUGUGGGGGGUGGGGGGAUGGGAGAGUGUUUUUAUUUUGCACUCUUGAUAUUUUAGAGUGUCACCCCUUCAUUGCUGUGCACUUUUUAACAUCGUGGAUGAUUUGUAGAUUAUACAAAAAAAUCUCUGUAUUUUCGUAUUUUUGCUUAUUUCCUAAUCAUUUACAAUGGUGGUCAUUUUUGACCGCGAACAACACAAGUCUGAACAACUUUUUUUUUUUUUUUUAACGACCAUUUAGCUUUUUCGAAUCUACGAUUUUUUAUUUAAUUUAAUUUUAUUUAUUUAUUUGGUGGUCACAUAGCGACUGCCAUAAAAGUCAUUGAGUUUCAUACCAUUCCGAUGAAGUAGCGAUUUUUAAAUCUUUUUUUUUUUCGGUCUAAAAUGACCAAACAACACCAGAGGGUUAAUGUCAUAAUUUCUACGUAAGUCAUAAUUAGGAAUUAGUAUGCCAUAUUUUCGACUCUACGUCAUGAUUUACAAAAGCAUGAUUUAUUGUAUGUGGCGGAAAUGAGCUUCCAUUGAAAACCGACAUGUAGUAGUAUAGCCUAUUAUAGUACUAUAAUGUACUAUAGUAGUAUAAUACUAUGUACUACUACAUAAUUUGCCGUGCGCAGUGCGUGUUCUAGUACGCAGAAGCGGUAUGUAAGUUAAGUUGAGCUGCGUUCUGGAGCGCGCGCGUGCGCGCCCCUGUGUGUGUGGUAGAGGGAGGGGGAGUGGGUCAUUGGGUUCAUUCGCACUACAGCAGCGGCGCCCUCCAUAGAGAUCCGCUGUCUCUCUCACUCCAGCUGGCAGGAAUAUGUGUCAGAUGGAUGGUGAGGCGAAAAACAAGAGCUUUUAAAAUAUGGUGCAAACGGUACGUGCCUCCGCGCUUCGCUUGACCUUUCAUCAGGACAAAGGAAGUCGAUGAGCCGUUUUAAGCGGAGCCGCUGCUGCUGCCAUUUUCAGGUCAGUCGAGGAGACUCGCCGGAGCUCGAGUUGUCGAUAAGCGGAAUAAUACAGAGCGGAGAGAUGAUGAAGCGCCGUGAAUGAUUAUGGCCGAUAGUCACCGGAGGGGCACAGACAGAGGCAGAGGCAGGAUGACAUCAGGAUACUCGCAGCAGUACGCGAGCAGCAAAGCAUCAGACAUACAGGAGCUCGCAUCCAAGCGCGUGGACAUCCAGAAGAAGCGCUUCUACCUGGACGUGAAGCAGAGCACCCGCGGCCGCUUCCUGAAGAUCGCCGAGGUGUGGAUCGGCCGAGGCAGACACGACAACAUCCGCAAGAGCAAACUCACCCUGUCCAUGUCCAUGGCGCCCGACUUGCGCUACUGCCUGGGCGACUUCAUCGAUUACUACGCGCACAUAGGGCUCCGAGGAUGCCAGGCGCCGGACCGCCGACCAGAGGAGCAGAGCAACGGCCAGGGCCGCGCGCUGGAACCCCGCCGGAGAGCAGCGGACCAAGCGGCGUCUCCCAUCGGCUCCGCCGCAUCAGAGGAGCAGACGCACCGGGUGCUGAAGAGCGAGUUCAUCGAGCGGGACAACAGAAAGUACUACCUGGACCUAAAGGAGAACCAGCGCGGCCGGUUUCUGCGCAUCAGGCAGACCGUCACCCGAGGACACGGCGGCAUGGGUUACUACGGGCAGGGCAUCGAGCAGACCAUCGUGCUGCCCGCGCAAGGGCUCAUCGAGUUCCGAGACGCGCUGUCUCAGCUCAUCGACGACUACGGGGACGACGAACCCGAGCGGGCCUGCGCGCGGAACCACGACGAGUCGCCCGAACUGCCCGAGGCGGCGUCGUUCCGCGUCGAUAACAAGCGCUUUUACUUCGACGUGGGCUCGAACAGGUUUGGCGUGUUUCUGAAGAUCAGCGAGGUCCGGCAGCCCUACAGGAACACCAUCACCGUCCCGCUGAAAGCCUGGGCGCGCUUCGGGGAGAACUUCAUAAGGUACGAGGAGGAGAUGCGACACAUCUUCAGCUGUCAUAAAGAGAAGAGGACAGACACGGAGGAGCACGAGGAUUGACGCAGACUACUGUUUCUGAUCUUUCUCUUGUUAGUUGUACCUCUAGCGGACGGUCCGGCCCCUUCUGUUCAUGGCCAUUAUUGCAGUUGAUAUGAAUCUAGGCAGAAUCCAAACGGCUCGUCCCUGUGCAGAGAGGCUCUGCUGGGGUUGCAGUGUGUGUGUGGGACCGGACAGGUGCAGUAUUUCAGUGAGUGUGUGUGUGUGUGUGUGUGUGUGAGAGAGAGAGAGAGAGAGUGUGAUAGCAUUAGGACUUGGUCUCUUGCAUCCAAUGCUUCUUCCUGGGCUUUACAUGUAUGAGGCUGCUGUGCAAUUUCUCAGAGCUGGGAAUCAAAUAAUCAAGAUCUUAUCAAGCACUUAUGUCAGAGAUACACUGCACACGUUCGUCCUGAACGAUCGAGUGCUGGAGUAUUUUGAUGGUCCAAAGUGAGGGUUUUUCCCCCCUUUUGAAGCUUGAAGUCUGACUUCAUCUCAAUGAUCAAAAGAAUGGCUACACUUUGCCAUUGCACAAACACAUUACUUUCCCCAUCUGAAAUCAGACACCAAAAAGUGCAUUUAAUAUUUACAUUAUUUGGAUGAAUUAUUUACACACUAGCCUAAUGAAAAAUAUCCAAUUUAAUGAGGUGCUUGAACUAUAGAGCUUCAAAUAUGACAUUGUGUGGCUUUAGCAUAAAUGAUGAAGGCACACACCAAGAUUAGGUUUAUUUAAAAGCGUUUAAACAUGGCUUUAAAUAAUGGAUUUUUUCCAUCUCUCUGACAAGACAAAUGCUGAAUCACUCUUGAUAGGUGUGCAAUAUUAUUUUCAUCAGUCCCUGUCAGUGGGAUUAAACGAGAACUGUGCAAAAGCAAAGCGAACAUAAAUGGGCUGUUUAAAUAUGUUUGUUUUAAAUAGCAGAAUGUAAUAUAGCUAGGUUUGGAUGGUUAUGUGAGGUGUUGCAUUAUGGAUUUACACAGAUCUAAAAAAAAAAAAAAAAAAAAAAAGGUUAAAUGCGUUUGACAUGAUGUCAUUCUGUUCAAAACAAGCUGUAUUUAAAACAACAUAUUAUCAUACAUAUUUUCUACUGCAUAACUAAUAACUAAUAAUCAUUCCUUUUUUAAAUGGCGUAGGAUAAAAUAAACAAAUUACAAGCAAAUAGCUGCAUCCCCAGAUGUCUUUCAUGCCCAAUUUAUUGGAUUGUCGGAAAUGAUUUUGGCAUACAGUUUUAAAAUCUACACUGAAAUUGGGCAUACUAUGCACAGUAUGUAUUCUGCAUACUGAAUUUCUAUUGAAUAUAAUACAAGCAGUAGUGUACUAUUAUGAAAAACACAAAAAGCAUAUUUUAACUAUAGUUGCCUUUACCAAACCUUUUUUCUGGGCUUGUAGCAUUUAGAGGCAUGACAUUCGUGCAUCUAGGCAGUUGUUUUCUCGUUGAAGCACAACUAAAGGAAUAUUUGCGUUGGUUUUAAGAGUUGGCUUCUUGGGUUUAUUUGUACUGUAAUUACUGUCCAGCUGACAGGAAAAGCAAUUCGUUUCGGCACUUCUAUUGAUACGUUUUGAGUUCUCAGCUAUCAACAGAUGUUACCUAAUACCUUUUCUUCUCUGUUCGUAAGUGUGUGUGUGUGUGUGUGUGUGUGUGUGAGAAUAUUUAUCUUGUAUCAGAAUAUGACUGAAUUAUGGGUACGUUCUUUGGGUUAGUGUUAAAGGGUUAGUCACCCAAAAAUGAAAAUUCUGUCAUUAAUUACUCACCCUCAUGUCGUUCCACACCCGUAAGACUUUCAUUCAUCUUGGCAACGCAAAUCAAGAUGUUUUUGAUGAAAUCCGAGAGCUUUCUGACUCCUCAAUAGACACCAAUUUAACCACCACUUUCAAGUUUCAGAAAGGUACUAAAGACAUUGUUAAAAUAGUCGACGUGUCGUUCUCCUAUACGCUGUUUACGUUCAGCGCUUCCAGGUUCUACGUCAGAAUGCCGGCUCAGUAUUGGCAGACGUUGUUCAUGUGAGCAGCACGACGCAUGCGUGUGCUGCUGAUGCAGGAGCUAGCCAAUAAUGAGUCGGCGUUCUGAUGUAGAACCUGGAAGCGCUGAACGUAAACAGCGUAUGAGAAUGACACAGAAGAGAGGAUAUUGUUGAACAAAGUCGUUAUUUUUGUUUCAUUUUUGUGCACAAAAAGUAUUCUCGUCGUUUUAUAAAAUGAAGUUUGAACCACUGCAGUCACUAUUUUAACGAUGUCUUUCGUACUUUUUUGGACCUUGAAAUUGGUGGUUAAAUUGCUGUCUAUGGAGGAGUCAGAAAGCUCUCGGAUUUCAACAAAAAUAUCUUAAUUUGUGUUCCAAAGAUGAACGAAGGUCUUACGGGUGUGGAAUGACAUGAGGGUGAGUAAUUAAUGACAGAAUUUUCAUUUUUGGGUGAACUAACCCUUUAAGAUGCUGAUCUAUAACAGACACCUCCUACAGGAAGCACUUUAUUUAAACAGCACUUUGAGCUGCUUCACCACUGCAAAGAGGACCUUCGUUUAUGCCCCAUGUGAGAAGAGUGACAAUCGUGCUCCCAAAUGAACACCUCAGCCUUUCAGAAGUGCAUUCAUCUGUUUGCUCUUUGCACUUCUUGGUUUAUUUCGAUCACAUUUGGUUGCGAUGUGUCUAAUUAGCGUAUCACUGACACCAAGUAUUCAGUCUGUGAUUAUAUUGUUCUCAUUGUUGGUUCGUUUCCUAUGACUGUCUGCACACAGAUUUCUUACAAUAAGGGCUGCUAUAGGAGGCAGAAUAUACUAGUGUGGGUCAUAAUGCCUAGUAUUCAGAUUACCUGUAUUUAGAAGGUAGGAAUGAUGAGGCAGUUGUUAUCUCCCCCUUUUUCUCUUCCAAGGGCAUCAAAAUAUUCAUAAAGUAACCCUUGAAUGGCAGCGGCAAGUUAUUUUUCUUUUACCUAUGAAGCAGUAUAAAAGCUGGCGUGAAAUGGAUGAACCGUGUGCACUUUAAAAAUCUGAGUACAGGUUUGUUCCCAACAAAGAAAAUGAGUAGAAGUAUGCUUGUUAUACGUGUAUGUGCAAUGCAUGACCAGAAGAGAGCAGUGUUCGUAUGAUGUUUUUCUUGCUUUAUGUAUAGGUGGUAUAUAAUUAUUGCUAGUGUACACAGUUUUAUCACCCAGAUAAAAUGGCUGAUUUCAUUUUAAAAAGCAAUUAUUGGGAAGACUGCUGUCUAUUUUUCUGUAGUGUUAGAAGAAACAGCUAUGUCAAUUUAUAAGGCCAUCUCAAAAUGCUAUUGUAUUGCAGCUAUAUCCAAGUUACUCUAAACACUUGAAUUCAUGAAAUUGGACUGUUAUGCAUAACAUGUACUGAAGUCAACCCGUAGGCCUUAAAAUCAUUACACUGUGGUUGUAAUGAUUGAAUUUAGGGUUACAAAUUGUUGCUCCAACGUAGUUUGCCUUCAUCUCUAAAACGUAACAUUUUGUACGCAUGAUCUAAGAAAACAAAAGAAACGGGGAAAAAAGUAUUUCGAAUGCGAUAACAUGAUCUCGCAAAUAAAAUGAACAAUAACACAGAGUCAAAAAGUAAAAUAUUUUAGUUCUGGAAAUAUCAGAGCAGAGAUGCAUAAACUUCUGUAUUUGUUCUUGGUAGUUGUGUGGGUAAUGUAAUGUUCUAAAAAAAGAAAACAGAGUGGUUGUUCACAAGCUUUCUUGAGUUGUUCCUUUUUUAUCUUUGUGUUGACCAUUUGCAGUUGGAAUUAAGACGUGUCAGUGUUUGAUAAAUGAUUUUAAAAGAUGGCGAAAUUUUUAAAAGAUGUUUUUGUGUACCUUUAGAUAAUGUAAUGUAGUGUGUCCUCCUGUAGAGCCUUUUAAUAUUAUACGACUCAAAAACAAGAAAGAAAUGGUUCUGUCUAGUAGCACUUUCUUUAAUGUGAGUACUGUAUUAGUUUCUGUUUAACAUGUAUGGUACAGUAUGAAUAUUCCUGAUUUGCCUUGUAAUGUAAGGUUGAAAUAUGUAGGAUUCAUAUAUGGAGAACUAUGAAGUUUAAAAUUGACGUUUGUGCAUGCCAACAGUAGGGUCCUGACAAACUUCACACACACACAUAUAUAUAUAUGAAAAAAUGGUGCUAUAUGAGAACUUAUAAAGGUGCUGUUCUGGACCCUAGCUGCAUGCAUGCUGAAUGACAAUGGAAACAGUAGAGCAAACCCGAGACCAGACGCCGUCAUCAAUCUCAUGAUGCCCGUUCUCAACGCAAGCAGUUUUGCGUAACUGUAAAUCAUGCAUACGUCCAGGCGCUCAACUGUGUGACCGUAAGCCUGCGUUCCAGUCGUGUGUUGGUGGCUCCCUGCCUGCACACAAGUCUGCUGUUGUUUUUCAGUUAUAGUUGACAUAGGAAAGGUGUGUUUACUCCUGUUUAAGCUGCAAAAAUAUGUCAGACAUGCAACCAGGGAGCAGCCAACCUAGCAUGACUGAUACUCCUAUGUUAUGGUGAAUAACAGUGCAUUAUAAAUACGUGGGUGUGAUAACUGGAAUCGGUUGAGCUCUAGGCGUCUUCUGGUGGAUAUCCACACCAAAGUACAUGCUGAAAUGUGUGAUGCUUAUUUACAGUUGCCCAAUAUUUGUGUGUAAAAGUUCCACAGACAAUCUAAUAAAGUACAACUUUUUUAUGUUUAAAAUGUGUCCUUUGAUCAACUCUUUAGAUAUCAUUGGCUAACAGUAUGAUAUUUUAUUGACUGUUGUAAGCAUAUGCUGGCAAAACGGGGAUAUUAUCUUUUUUCCCAUUAAAGUGACUUCAUAACCUUUUUUUUGUAGUCGUUUGUACAUAAGUGUUUUGGUGUAACAUACUUUUGGUAUAUAAGCGCAAAGUUUUUUUUUUUUUAAAUUAGUGUCUCUGAACAGUCACAAGGACAAAUGUGUAGAAACCGUAAAGGAUACAGAUCAUCUGACUGUCUUGAUCUAUUUCGCAUUGUUUUUCUAGUGUGUUCCGCAUAUACUGAAUCUUAACUCUAGUGCUCUUCCAAUCGUGUCAGGAAGAAAUAUCCCUCUGACUCAGGGUCAUUUGAGCUUAAGCGCUGAGCCAUGGUUUCUGAUAGCUGCCUGAUAGCGCUGGCCUUUUCUUUCAGAAAUACUGGUUAUUUAGUCACAUAAUUGCAGCAAGGAAUUGUUUUCAUCUGCAUUCAUAGGAUGUGUAAGUAUUUUAAGAACUUUGUUAGAGAUUCAAAUCAUUCUCAAGAAGAAGAAAAACCCACAAAAAAGGAAGCACAGAAAACGGCAGCUUCAAAUGCGGGUGUGAUGAUGGGCGUAAACGUUGUAAAUAGAGGCUUCUCUUUCUGAGAAUGAUGGUCAGUUGGUGCACAGCUUCAAGUAAAAAAAAGCAUUUCCUCUAUUGCAUAAAUGAUCUAAAGUGCAUCUGAGAAAUGCACAUAUGUUGGAAAUACAAAAACUACAAAAAAAGAUGAAACAACCAUUAUAUUCAGAUUCAAGUGUCAUCUAGAAUCUUUAUACAUUGUAAAAACAAGGCACAAGAAUAUAUUGGCUAGUCUUUUUUUAAUGGCCACUGUUUUCCUUUAUGAAGCCCUGCAUGUGGCGACCCUUAAACCAUAUAUCGAGGAGAUUCUCAAAUAGUAUAAUACUAAAAUUCGAAAGUAUUCUCAAAGUAAAAUGAACCAAAUGUUCUCAUCGCUUGUGUAUGUGGGUGAUAUUUUCUCGAGGCUCACUGGUGGUUGGACUAAAGAAGAACCCGUGGUGUUAGAGCUAACAGUACUAGGUAAUUUCCUGUGCAUUUGCUGUUCAGCGUUUGAGGUCAAGCGAUUUCCUUUUUGGUAUGUCUCACUUGAUGUUCCUCAAACUGAAGUGACAAACUUCGCACAGUUCCUUGCUAAGACAUCUUCGAUCAUGUCAUACAUGUUCAACUGCCAUUUUACAUGAUGGGUGAGUAUCAGUUGUAAACAACAAUGGAGAGAAGACAGCGUGAGGAGACAGUAGAGGGCUCCAGAUCGCAACAGUCAACAUUAACAGGAAUCCUGGCACUGAAGAACUUCACUAUACCCAGGAAGAAACGGACCUCUGGAGAAGUCCUACUGGAACAUUGUUCAGAAGACAGCCGCGAUUACAGUCUCAUUCAGACAAAACUGAGAGAUUCCAACCUAGACACAAGAAAGGACCGAGCAAACGCAUGGAUCUGGAGAGAUGUUUGUUUAGUGCACAAUGAAGAACUCCUUAAAAAGUUCUCUGAAAAAAGGGCAGAGAUGCGUGCUAAAGGAAGACACGGGAGAGAAAUGGAGGAAAGUUUCUGUUUUUUAGUUGCAUCAGAUCAAAUGACGGCCCAGAUUUAUCAGCAUGGUCUGCGGGUUGGCAACACAGUCCAGCAUGCCUUGGGAAAGCCAUCACAUGGUGUAUAUCUGUUUAGGCAUGUCGAUGUGGCAUUAAAGUCAACUACCAGCAUAUUAAGUGCAAACAAAAUGCUAAUUUUCAAGGUUCUUUAUGGAAAGGUGAAAAAAAUUGCUCCAAGCUUGGACUGGAACAAGACGCAGGAUCCCACAGUGAGCUUUGACUGUCACAUGUGUAAAGAUGCAGUGUCCCAUCGAGACACUCUUCAUCAGCAAGUACUGGGCUCUGCUGUUUUUCUAUUUGACUUUAAUGAAAAUCACGAGCUCAGUGAAAGACCCAGGCAGUGUUUGCCGUAUGCUGUAGCUUCAUUCGUUCCUGCCAGCAGUGCCCUUCUGACUAUACCUACAAACUUACCACUCUCUCCUUCAGCGCUACCUAUUGGCCAAGUGCAGGAUCGUUUUAAGGCCUGUACUGUGGCAGAGAGAAGAAGAAAAGGAAACACAGCCACCAUUACAUUCAAACAUUUUGGCACACCGGGCUGCUUAGAGACGGAUUAUACCCCUCAGAAUCCAGGAGUAGAAGCUCCAUUUCAAAAGACUGAUAUGCAAAACACUCGGUCACUCGAGCCAAAACAGCACUGGACUCUUGCCAGUGAGGACUCUGUAUCUUCCAGCAGUUCAGUACCAGUUAUGGAUCACACUGCUCUCUCCCAAAGCUUGCUGGGAAAGAAAGCAUUCACACAUCGAAGAAAUGACAGUAAAUGGGACAAAACACCUCAAAGUCCAUUGGACAAAAUUUCCACCUUAGUGUAUUCUUCACGCUUUGUUAGGGAUCCACGUCUGUCUAGACAAGAAGCAAACCAACAGACCAACUGCUCAGAGGCCGAGGCAGUGUACACUGGCUCAGCAUGUGAUAAUAAAACAAUCCAACUAGCCUAUCAAAACCAACAGGACAAUUAUGGGUUUGCUGGAAAUAAGUGUGAUUCAAAAGAGCCAUCAAACAUGGACAAGAAGGAAGCUCAAAGAGAUAAGGGUGCUUGUUCCCUAAAAUCCUCAAUGAAUGAUGAAUGUGUGCCUAGCCCAGCAUUGCCCUCAAUGAAGUUAUUCAAAAUGAAGUUCCAGAAAUAUGCUGGCUACUUUAGAAUGAAUGAGGAAGAGAGACAACAAAAAAUCUGGUCACAAGAAAACUUGUCACUAGAACAAAAGCAAGAUUUAGCUAACCGUAUACUUUUCUAUGAGGUUUUUUAUGAGAAGUAUAAAAAGGGAUUGCUCUUUCAAAAAAUCUAUGAGACAAAGGAGACCUCCAGUCUGUCUCAAAGAGAGCCCAAAGAAAAUCAUGUUUUACAGACAAAAGACAACCCAUACAAACAGAAUCCAUCUAGUUUGUGCCAAGCACAACGGCAUGAUGCUGCAAGUUUGUCAGAUAACAAUGAUUUUGUUAACAGGGAUAAAUGGAGCAUAACACAUAUUCAUGAGAACAAACAUCCAGAUCAUCCAGAACCCAGUGCAGUAAUGUUGACAGAAAAGGUACAGGAUCACCUACAGGAGGAUGUGGGUCUGAUUCAGUCUUCAGAUAAACUUUCAGAGCAAUCAUUGGUGCUGGGUUCAUUGAAUCUUAACCUCACAGAUGAAAAAGCUGAUACACGAAGUGUUCAGUUUGAUCUCAAGCACCCGAGUCCUUCAACUUGUCCCUCUAAUGAAGCUAAGCUUAAUCACAGCACAGAAUGUGAGUGUGAGCUCUCCAGAAGUGCAGGAGAGGACAUGCAGGAGAAUGAAUCUACUCUAGGUGUUAACUUGGUUGAAAGGCCCAGCACUGAAUCGUCCCUUAUGUAUGCAAACAACAUAAUCGUCAUGGAUAUUGCAAGCUGUGUCGAAGUCUCUAGCUGCGGGACAUCAGACAACUGUAAUCUCAGCCCUGCCAUGGCAGAAACGCAAAAGCAGAAUGGGCAAAGUUGCAGCAGUGUUCAAGGGAUGGAUUCCUUUAGACAGGUAAAAUACUGUGAAAUACCUCCAGAGCCUGAAAUGGAAACAGUACAGCUGGACUACAGCCCUCACAGGGAAUUGUACAAAAGACUUCAACUUGAUCAACUAUUGCCAAGCAAAAAUCAAAAGCAUGUUUUAUCCUUAAGGGCUUACCUUACACCCAGAGUUAUGGGCAGACCCACAGACACCAUUUCCAAGCCAAAAAAUGAAAGCAAAGAUCACAACCAAGCCAAAACAUACCUACACACGAGAAUCUCAGAAGAUCUCCAUCUCAGAGUUACUCUAAAAGCCAACAAAACGUCUGCCCAUAUAAGAGAAAUGCUUUCUCUUUCUGAACGAUUUUCAACAAUCAAAGGCCUUCAAAAGAAAUUGAGAGGAAGAAACAACAAAGUGAUUCAAACCCCAGGGACCCAAAUGUGCAGCAGUGAAGGACACAAAGAAACUGCAACCAGUAAUGCCGAACUAAUACAGCUACUAGCUCGGAGGUUCACUAAAUCUAAAAUAUAUGUGAAAAGCAAGAGCUUGAGCAGACCAGGCAGUAAGAAGGCAUGUCUCAAAAAACAGCACACAGUUCUAUCACUAGGUCACUCUCUAAAGAGAAGCAAAUAUGUCAAGAAGACACGUUUUUGGAAAGCAAAGAAGAAUCUUAGCAGAAAAAUUGUGUCAGCUAAGAGUGCCCAUGAAACAGUAAACAGCACGGCAACAUCAGACUCUACAAACAUUCCGUCACAUACAUCUGAAAAAGAUCAAGACCCAGACUCUAUUUUAAGAGUAAUUUCUCAAACAUCUGAUGCUGAGGAUGACAGACAGUGGCUACACAUUGAGAGUUGUCAGGAAGCUAAUGCUUUUAAAGGUAUACUCCAAGAUCAGUGUUGUCCAACCAUGUCUGUUAUCAGCAAAGAUCUGACACCAUCCAUAGGUUUCAACACUAUUCCUGAGACCAAAGAGGAACCAAUAAAUCAUACAGAAGCAUGUUCAGAAGAUCUCUGUAAAAGUAACUCAGCCUACACUCAGAAGGCAUCAAAAGAUUUAACUUCACACCUAAUUUCAGUAAUGGUGGAUGAAGAAGUGAAGACAACUAAAAACAUUCCAAAUCAAAAGGAAACAUCCUUGAUGACAAGCACUAGCAAAGAUUAUGGGAGUAUUACAGAGCGCAAGGAGGAGAACAUGUUGCUGAAAGUGACAUCAGACACUAGAUUGAAUCCAUUAAGCAACGAGCAUUUCACUAUGAAAAUAUCAGUAGAUGACAAUGUAGAUGCUUCUAAGAGCUUGAGUAUACAUGAUUAUAAGGCAUCAAAAACACACAGUGAUGUGACCGUAAGCAACACAAACAACAGUCAUACCACUAAAUUCACAGAAACCAAAGUGAUGGAUACUAUCAAUAAUACAGCUGAGACAGACACUAUCAAAUGUGAGCAAAAUGCAAGCGUGAAAAGUUCUCUAAAUGUACAAGCAAGAGAACGCAUGCCAGCAAAUAUCCCAAAUAUGAAUCACCCAUGUGUCAAAAUUUUUACCAACACAUCUAAUGGCAGCAGUGUGUGGAGUACUGAUACAAAGGUGUUGGAAGAGGCAACAUCAGAUUCAAAGUGUGGUCUAGAGGCUUUGAAAUGUGCAUCAAAUAAUGUUGUAGAUCUUACUGUUGAUGAUCCAGCUUUGAGUGGCCAAUGUGAGAUUUCUUCAGAGCACGUAAAGAGCAGCAACACCAAUUUGCUUGGUUCUACCAAAUCAUCAAGUACUUACAUAAUCAAAGACAAAUGUGAUUUAUCAAGGCCAGAGCAAAACAAAAAAGAUGAUGCGAACUCACCAGAAACCCAGCUUAUUUCUAAACUAAGAGAUUAUUUGACCAAAUUUGAGUCCACUGUCAAGAAACAAGAAACAGUAAAUGAAGAUCUGAAAGAAAGACCAGUGGUGUGGAUAACACUUGACAGCACGGCACAUAAACAGCAGUUGUUUGAAAAAGGCCAGUACUGUAUGGUGAAUCUUCCCUGCCUGUUGCCUCCUGGGAGUGACGCAGUUACAAAAGACAAUUCCAGUGAAUGCACCAAAACCUCUGUUCAAACCAGGAAGGUUCCUCAAAGUGAACAUGCUCAAACUGGAACUGAUGUUUGCCUGCUAGUACCUGUUGAAUCUAAGAGAGGCAGACGAUCUUCUCAAACCAAACGCACCAGAAGAUCAAGAAGGAGCAAAGUCACUAGUGUUAGUCCUGACAGUACCAGUGCAUUAGACACCGUCAAAGAUAAUACGAGUCCUCAUCCCUUGGUCCAGGUGAACGACCUGAAUAUUGGUUCCCCAGAAAUCUCCAUUAAUAACACCUGCAAUGCCCAGUUACAGAUGCAAAGAAAUAACACAACUGGCCAGCAAAAUGCCUCAGCAAAUUUGGAUAGUUUAUGUGAACGAAAGAGUCAAGAGAAUCAGUCUUCGAACGCGAUCAUAGAAAUCAUUGAUGAUGGCAAUGUGAGCAGUACAUUCGCUGGCAAUGAGUACAGCAUCAGUGACAUUUCAAACAUGCUUAAAAUGGCUGAUGAAACAACCUUGUUAACCGAACUUGGAUCUUUGCAGUCUAAAUGCAAAAACAUGUUGCAGCAUUUUGUCUCUAGUUUUGAACGAGAUCAGAAAGAGCCAUUCAACCAGUCUUUCGUUUCAAGGUGUCUCAUCUUAGAACAAUAUUUGGAACAUCCACCUGCACAAGUAGACCUGAAGUAUGAAGCUGUGAAUUCUUACUUGGAGUUGCAGAUGAUGAUGGAAGCUUGGCAGUUUGUAGAAAACAAAAUGAACUUCAUGAGAGGUAAACCUACUUUUAGGAGUUUGCUUUGGUAUGAUCCUUCUCUUUACGGAGAACUCUACAAGGGGGAGGUUGGCUUUCAGCAGCAGUCGUCGUUGUUUGCUUCUUUUCAAAAGAUCUUGGCACAAGAGGGCUACAGCAAACUGCAGGAAUACUACAGUGCAGUGUCCUCCUUGCACCAACAGCUCCAUGCGGCCCCUGAUGCAUCUUACUACAUGUAUCUGAAGAGCAAGCGUGAACUCCUCGAGGCUGAGGCUGCUCUCAGAAAUCCCCACGAUAUUAAAAGCUUCUUUUUAUCUGUACCAAUUACUGCGAUGAUCAAUUUUGGAGACAAUUUGGAAAGACUGGAAAAGGUCCACAAAGUUAUAAUGACUUUUGUGGAAACACCAUCAGAUCAGUUGCCAGGGACAUUUGAUGUUGGAAAAGCAGAGCAUCUGUCCAUAGCAUGCAGAUACCUCCAAGAAAAAGCACUUUUCUUGAAAUCAUGCAAAGAAGUGAUUUGCAAAAUAUCAUGGUUUGGAAUCGAGCACCUUCUAUAUGAUGCCUCUAAGGUUCUUGUGUGGAAAGACAUGGGUCAUGGUGCACCAAGUGAGGUUCUCAAGACAUAUAAGAAUUCAAACCCGCAGAUUAUUUUUGGGGUGACAGAGUCAGGUGUUGCUCUCGUAAACAAAGUGGAACAGCCUCCUCCGUCCAUGGAUGGAGCAGAGACCAAACAAAAGAGUAAUGCUGCACGGAAACGCAAAAGUUUACAGUUGUGGAUGUCCUCUCAACCCCGUGUUGCACAGAGUAUAAAGGCUGACAAGGAGGUGGCUUACAACAUGGCUAAAAGGAGGGCAACUCAUCCACCUGUAACACAAUAUAACAUGAAUAAUAAAGGUGUGAACCCCCCUUUCCAAACAACUCCUGCAAGCCAUGUUGAGAUCCCAAGGCCAUACUGCGCUCUUCCUCACAGAGUGGAUCCGGGCCAUUGGGGAAUGGUUGGAAGCACCGCUGCAGACUGGAACGUGUCUUCACCUUCCACGUCUCAUGCACACCCUGAAAUAAAUUCGAAUCUUCUGUCUAAAAGACGAGUGACUUUAUCACACUCUGAUGAGAGGAGAUCUUUAGCAGACGUACAAAGACCUCAAUGGCCUUCAGUCUCGGCUCCCCAAGCAACUUUACGAGGAGAUUCUUGUGCUACACAUCCAGCGUUUGAUAGUGUUAAAUAUCGACAAACUAACACUGCAGCACAUCGUCCUGUGCUCUCACAAGAACAAGUAAACCAGUUCAGUUUAGCCAUGACACAACCUUAUAAUUUACCAAAUUGUCCUUUGAAUGCAAAUUUGGUACAUCCUCCUCUCUCAGUUCAGGCUUUGACACAUGUCCCUAUGCCCAGCACGAUUACAGCUAUUCAUUACCCCUAUUUCCUUCUGAAUGGACAAACAUACACCACAGGCUCCACUUCAGCCAUUCACCCUGAUACUAGAUAUUAUCCCAACACCAUGGGCUAAUGAACUACAAGCUACGAGUGAAUCACAUAGAUAGCUAAUGUAUUUUUGUCUAUGACAAUUUUAUUUACGGGGAAAUAACAUCAAAGAACUGGUUUUACAUCUUAUAACUAAAAUCACUGAUACAUACAUAUGCACUUGGUACUUUUAAGCAAAUGUACUUUAAUGUGACUUUAAUGUAUAUAUUAUAUAACAUACAUUUUCAGGUAAAACCAUCCAUUUCUGUAUAUAACAGUGUUUUGUACAGAGUUCAGUUACUUUAUUGUGGUAUUUAUUGCAAUUCAACAUUUAUGUGAAUAAAGAAAUGAUUUGAUAAUUCUACAAA
This is a messenger RNA of Ctenopharyngodon idella (grass carp), 16371 nucleotides long. Its product is annotated as purine-rich element-binding protein gamma-like. The record is from RefSeq and is a predicted model, not a curated record. Gene Ontology annotation, cellular component: nucleus. The transcript is spliced from 9 exons. Gene Ontology annotation, molecular function: purine-rich negative regulatory element binding; DNA-binding transcription factor activity, RNA polymerase II-specific; RNA polymerase II transcription regulatory region sequence-specific DNA binding. Lineage: Eukaryota; Metazoa; Chordata; Actinopteri; Cypriniformes; Xenocyprididae. The coding region runs from base 2553 to 3527 and encodes 324 amino acids. Gene Ontology annotation, biological process: homologous chromosome pairing at meiosis; male meiotic nuclear division; synaptonemal complex assembly.